This is a messenger RNA of Lynx canadensis (Canada lynx), 1558 nucleotides long. RefSeq names its product thioesterase superfamily member 4 (gene THEM4). The transcript is spliced from 6 exons. NCBI's taxonomy places the organism in Eukaryota, Metazoa, Chordata, Mammalia, Carnivora, Felidae. The record is from RefSeq and is a predicted model, not a curated record. Bases 141 to 989 code for a protein of 282 amino acids.
CGUCUGCGCCCCAGCGCUCUGGCGGGCGGGGAAGUGGUUAAGGCUGGUGGCCCCCGUAGGGGCGCCGAGUCUAACGAGAUCAAAGGCUGCUGCCCAGCCCGCCUCAAGGCGCGCGCCGGGGUCACGUGCCCCUUCGGUGAAUGGGGAGGAGCUGGCGUGCAGGGGGCCCAGCACUAAUCCGGACCGGAGCCUUGGUCGCUGUCGGAGCCAUGCUGCGGAGCUGCGUCUCACGACUGCGCAUGCUUGCGGUUCUGGGCGGCCCGCCCGGAGUCGCGCCUCUGCCGGCGAAGGACCCGUGGUCGCCGCGGGUGAAUCCCGGAGCCGGGCGGCGGGAGCGGGCGGCCAAGCCAGGCUGCGUCAGCGGUGACCCGAGGUCAUUUUCUUCUGAGGUCAUUCAUAUGGACCUUUCUCUCCCCAACCCCAGUUGGAGCGAGGACAUGAGACUUCUCUUUGACCAGUUCAUGAAAAAAAGUGAAGACGGCUCUUGGAAACAUUUGCCUUCAUAUAAAAGUAAAUUUACUCAAAGGACUGAAGACAUCAAAAUCUAUUUUCCUGACGCAAAGCUAAUGAAAGAAAAACUGUCACAGGCCCAGCUCUUUCCCAGAAGCUUUGAGGAAGGCCUGGGCUUUGAAUAUGCAAUGUUCCAUAAUUGUGUUGAAGACAGGACAGUUUGCAUAUUUCAAGGAGGUCCCUACCUGCAAGGAGUACCUGGAUUCCUUCACGGAGGUGCCAUUGCAACCAUGAUUGAUGCUACUCUUGGUAUGUGUGCUAUAGUAGCCAUAGGAUUUGCCAUGACUGCCAGCCUCAACAUCAGUUUUAAAAGGCCUAUCCCCCUUGGUUCUGUUGUUGUGAUAAAUAGUCAAGUUGAUAAAGUUGAAGGAAGGAAAUUGUUUCUUUCUUGUAAUAUCCGAAGUGUGGAUGAGAAGACCGUGUACUCAGAGGCAACAAGUUUAUUUGUAAAGCUGGAUCCUAAAACAAGGUUGACAUAAACGAGCUUCUGGUACAUUCUACACCAGUCUGCGUUAGGGUCUCCUUCCCCCAGAAGAAGCUGUUGUGCCACUCCUGCUCUACUUACCUGCCAUUGAGUCCCCCAGAGGGUGAAGCCUGCUAACACACCUUCCUGAACAGAUCUUCAGAAUACAACUCCAGGGACUCUGGUGCCAUCUUCUAAACUCUUCAACACAGAAGUACUCCUUGUGAGAGUGGCAGCAAUUACUUGUGUCUCCUUAGGAUAAGUGUCUGGUUCACGUGACUUUGAAUGGGUUCCUUAAGGCUGCACAAGCAUGCCUUGUGCACAAGCACAAACACAUGCACAAGCAUGUCUGCCCCGUUGCUGCCUGGAGAGAAAACUCAUACUGAAACUCUUACCACAAACUUGGAUAUGCCAGAAAACCAAAGGAAGUAAUGAGGUAUGUGUGCGUGUGUGUGUUAUAAAUUACAAAGCUAGCUUUAUUGUAUCCAAACGAAUCUUUUUGGCUACAGUAGGAAGUGCAGCUAGUUCCUGUUGGAAUGAAUAACUCAACUCUGGAUCCUAGAGAAUAAACAGCUGUACGAUUUU